UACUUACAUAUAAAAUAAACAAGAAAACAGACUUUUAAAUAUGUCUUCAUAUUUUGUACAACUUAUUUAUUAUCAGAUUGUUAAGUCACCCGCUCCAGUAUUUUGUUUACAAUGAUCUAAGAAUACCACAAAGACAGACAAAGUAGCUGGCAGCUUUUGAAUGGCUCGUGAAAAAGUUUUCCCAAUUUUCCGAUAAGGUUCUUCAAAGGAAGGUCUGUUAGCAAUUUCCGGUUUUCCGUCAGUUGCGUAUCACACAGCGGGGAAGGCGCGCGCCCUCCCGUCGUGAGUUCGCGCCAAAAUGAUCGCGCGAGCUUUAACAACAGUGGUGCUACUACAAGUUUGUUUAGUGAUUGCUUCAACUUUGGAUUCGACUCACGUGGUGUUCGUAAUCGUGAGUCAAGCCGAGCCGUACCAUGUCAGCGUGGCUAGCCGGCUCAAGGAGGACAUACAGAAACAGAUUGUGGAGCUGGAAGGGCGUCUCCCAACAGUAUACCUGACACACACUGACUUCCCUGUCGCCGGAGCGUGGACGGUGACGCCCCUCCUGCGGCCGCUGCUGGCUCGCUGCCAACCCCCUGUGCGCUGGGUGGUGUUCCUGGAAGCUCACACUGCUGUGAGGUGCCGGGAAUUGCUGGCUUUGCUGGGGGCUGCCGAUGGACAGGAGGGCACGCAAUGGCUGGGCUACCCGCUGAGCGACGAGGAGCCGUCCAUCGUGCACCACUUCGCGUUCUACGACGAGCUGGAGGAGGAGGGCGGCUUCGUGUACCCGCUCCUCGCCAGCGGGGUCGCCAUGCGGCUGGAACUGGUGCAGAGGCUCCACGACCAGAUCUCAUCCGGCCAACGUCAGCUAGAAGCGGACUUCUCCAUCGACCCAGCGUUUGAACUGGCUCAACUGGUCUACGGGUCGGCUGAAGACCCCGGCCCGCUGCUGACGGCCGACCUGCGCUUCUGCGUCGUGGCGGCCGACCACUGCGCCACGUAUCCAAGACCGCAUGAUAUAUGUGGCAGGCCGGUGCCAGAGAGCAGUAUAUUCUUCGCAGUGAAGACGUGGAGUGGGUUCCACGGUACGCGCGCGCGCGUCAUCAAGAAGACCUGGGGGAGACACGUCACGCACCUCACGUUCUACAGCGACCAGGCUGAUCCCUCGCUGCCGUCAAUAGACAUCGGUGUCCCGAACACGAAGCGCGGCCACUGCGCCAAGACCGUCGCCAUCUUGAAGCACGCCGUUGCGCAGGCGCAGCAGAUGAAAAAUAUAGACUGGAUCUUUCUAGCUGAUGAUGACACUAUUUUAGGUGUGCAGCGGCUGACGGAGGUGCUGUCGUGCUACCGCGGCGGCGAUGACGUCACGCUGCUGGGAGAGCGGUACGGGUACGGCUACGGGAAGAAGCAAUCUGUUGGGAAAGGCUACGACUACAUCACCGGCGGCGGCGGCACAGUGUUCAGCGUGGGCGCGGCGCGGGCGCUGGCGCAGUGCGCGUGCCAGGCGCCCGACGCGCCCGACGACAUGACGCUCGGCGCCUGCGCGGCGAGACGAAGGGUGCCUGUCACGCACACGCCGCUGAUGCAUCAGGCCCGUCCUCAAGACUACCCUCGCGAGGUGCUGGGUCGGGAGAGGCCUAUCUCCUUCCACCGGCACUCGUCUCCGGAGCCGCUGAGGGUCUACGCCACCUGGUUCCAGCACGACGACCGCAGAAUGAAGGAUACCAUGAGGACUGAACUAUAGAUAGGCCCACCUGAAGGACCGGAGUAAGAUGUAUAAAUUCUGGUCGAGACGAAAGCAAAAGCGAACGACUUUUUGCAACACUAGCGCUACGACGCGACGUACGAUUAAAUUAUUUACUGAACAUCUAGGAGGGUACACCCGACCCGAGUCCGCGUUGUUCUAUGUGUAGGUAGUUCCAAUAACUUGCACCUUAGGACUUUAGGACCUCAUCGGAAGCAAUUUUUCGCUAUCAUCUUCGCUUUCGUCUACGACGCGACGGAAAAUUUUACUUACUGAAUCGCAUAGCAGGGCGCUUUUGCACUUGCUUUCCCGGUAAGGGAAUAAGGUGGAAUGUUGGUUAUGUUGUGAUAUAUUUUAUGUUAUAUGUAGACUAGUGAGUAUGAAAUUGAAUAUUAGUGGCUUAAAUAAUUGUGUUGUUUAAUUUUAUCAGUGUAAUCUUAAAAACAUCAAAACAUAUUCAGAUCAUACCAUUAGGUACUUAAAAAAAUAUAUCCCAAAAAUGGUUUUUCCUACUCAUUUAAUUUAGUUCAGUGAAAAAUACUUGUUUAUAUCUUUCAUAGUAUC
Messenger RNA from Plutella xylostella (diamondback moth), 2287 nucleotides. Its product is annotated as beta-1,3-glucosyltransferase. The record is from RefSeq and is a predicted model, not a curated record. NCBI's taxonomy places the organism in Eukaryota, Metazoa, Arthropoda, Insecta, Lepidoptera, Plutellidae. Gene Ontology annotation, cellular component: membrane. Gene Ontology annotation, molecular function: glycosyltransferase activity.